Molecule: messenger RNA, 693 nt
Organism: Chaetomium strumarium
Lineage: Eukaryota; Fungi; Ascomycota; Sordariomycetes; Sordariales; Chaetomiaceae
Exons: 11
Coding region: 1-693 (230 amino acids)
Source: RefSeq, a predicted model, not a curated record
AUGUCGGCUUCAAAGGCUGCCAAUGUCUUGGGAACAAUCGGGACAGCCAGUAGUCUUGUGUACCUCAAAUAUGGACCAACUGGCGAACAAAAAGACAGAGGGCUUACCCGGCUUGAUGAUGUUUCUAUGGGCGGCCUUUGGGCGCAGAUCCUACUGUAUGGCAGCAAGUGGCCAAAGUGGAAGGCAUCCCUCCUUGCCAUCGGAGUGGCCGCUCUCUUCGCUGGCGUCGAAGCCGCGUUGAUUUCCACGCUGAGGCCAAUAUACGAUGAAGGCAACGAGACCCCGGUGAUGGUUGUGGGAAUUGUAGCCGCCAUCCUACUUGCCGCUGGGCUGCUUCCGCCGUACGGCGAGCUGUGGAAGCGGAGGGGGAGAGUUGUUGGGAUAAACUGGGUCUUCCUCGCUAUGGACUGGUCAGGUGCCUUCUUUUCUCUCAUGGCACUAGGUGGCGUUCUUUACAUCAUAUGGAAAAUCCGAAAAGCCGCAGCUGCCGAAGGGAAAACAUUUGAUGAUGUUGCUGCGGAACGUGAGGCGAACGGCAUCCCGUUCAAGUUUGCCGAAAGAAAGGGCCGGAGCCGAGGCGAGUGUUCCGAGGCCGAGGAAGCGGACGGCACUAGCGAAGUAUCUGCCAGCUGUGGCAUAAUAGCUCCUUGCAUGGAGCGUGGCCCUAUACCACCUCCAAAUGGCCCGGAGUAG